Molecule: messenger RNA, 689 nt
Organism: Eurypyga helias (sunbittern)
Lineage: Eukaryota; Metazoa; Chordata; Aves; Eurypygiformes; Eurypygidae
Gene: GOLGA7
Product: golgin A7
Exons: 4
Biological process (GO): protein targeting to membrane; Golgi to plasma membrane protein transport; peptidyl-L-cysteine S-palmitoylation
Cellular component (GO): Golgi stack; palmitoyltransferase complex
Source: RefSeq, a predicted model, not a curated record
AUUGAUAGGCAGCAGUUUGAAGAGACUGUCCGAACGCUGAAUAACCUCUAUGCAGAAGCUGAAAAACUUGGGGGCCAAUCUUACCUUGAAGGGUGUCUUGCCUGUCUGACCGCCUAUACCAUUUUCCUGUGCAUGGAAACGCAUUAUGAAAAGGUUCUAAAGAAAAUUGCCAAGUUCAUUCAGGAACAGAAUGAGAAGAUCUAUGCUCCUCAGGGCCUCCUUCUGACAGACCCCAUUGAAAGAGGACUAAGAGUUAUUGAAAUUACCAUUUAUGAAGACAGAGGUAUGACCAGUGGAAGAUAAAACUGUGGAGUCUCAGCAGAUAUCUCACCAGUGGACUUGAUGUAUCGAAGCUCCCCUACCUCCUACUUCAGAGCAUCAUUCCUUUCUCUGCUGCCAGAUCCACAGUGCCAUCUACUACAAGGACUAAAACUUCCUAAAACUGCUCCACAUGGGAUGACCUAGCUGGUCAGCAUCCAUUUUGUGGCAAACUUCUAAGCAAUGAGAUCACUUUUUAGGUUUUUGUUUGUUAUUUUUCCAAGAAAAAGCAGAAGUGGUAAAGCUACGUACUCUUCUGAAAGAAAGGGGGCACCUAGCCCAGCAGAAGCCUAGUGUUAGUCACGUACAUGCAGUGCUGUUCCUCCCUAGUUCUUAAACCCUUCUGUACGGCAAGCGGGCUUUGGAAAUCU